This is a messenger RNA of Closterium sp. Yama58-4, 4830 nucleotides long. The record is from the annotation of a GenBank genome assembly. NCBI's taxonomy places the organism in Eukaryota, Viridiplantae, Streptophyta, Zygnematophyceae, Desmidiales, Closteriaceae.
AUGACGGAGGCCAUCGGGGGCAAAGGGGGGACAAGCACGGCAGCAGUCAGUGGGUCGCUCCGCCUAGAGGCUGGCCACAAAAGACGGGGGGGGCCUGAGGGUGCGCUCCAGAGCCCACGCAUCUGUCGCCUCCGCCACGAAGACAUUCUGUGCCUCUUCGGCAAACCACCCAAGAGGCGGUGUUUUGAAGCGAACCGCCCGAUUUCAGCAAUUACAGGUGGACAAUCCCCCAAGAACCCCCCCAGCAACCGGGCUGGCCAGAGCGGCGUCUCAGAGCCUUCGGCCGUCAACGAAGAGGGGGGAGAAGAAGUAGGCGACAGGAGUCUGGCCGCCGAAGUGGCAUCAGAGGUUGCGAGGGCAGCUUGGGAAGAGCAUCGUAGGCGCUUGCAACAACAGCACAACACUCGCAGGAGUGGCCUACCUGAGAGAAUAACGCGGCACAGUACGUGCUCGACCGACGUCGACUCUCCCCUAGUCGUGCCACGUCUCGCACGGCGGCAGGAACGGAGGCGUCGGAGGGUGGCAGGAAGAGACAGGCAGAGGGAGCCGCCGGUGGGGGGCCGGUGGGACCUGCAGGCGGGCGGACAGCAGGGGAGCCGGGAAAGAGGCCGACAGCCGCCGGAGGGGACGAGGCAGCAGCGGCUGCAGAGCGGAGGGCAGCAGCAGCUGCAGAGCGGAGGGCAGCAGCAACUGCUGCAGAGCGGAGGGCAGCAGCAGCUGCAGAGCGGAGGGCAGCAGCAGCUGCAGAGCGGAGGGCAGCAGCAGCUGCAGAGCGGAGGGCAGCAGCAGCUGCAGAGCGGAGGGCAGCAGCAGCUGCAGAGCGGAGGGCUUCGGCCCAAUCAGAGCGGAGGGCAGCAGCAGCUGCAGAGCGGAGGGCAGCAGCAGCUGCAGAGCGGAGGGCUUCGGCCCAAUCAGAGCGGAGGGCAGCAGCAGCUGCAGAGCGGAGGGCAGCAGCAGCUGCAGAGCGGAGGGCAGCAGCAGCUGCAGAGCGGAGGGCAGCAGCAGCUGCAGAGCGGAGGGCAGCAGCCUAACCAGAGCGGAGGGCAGCAGCAGCUGCAGAGCGGAGGGCAGCUACAGUUGCAGAGCGGAGGGCAGCAGCAGCUGCAGAGCGGAGGGCAGCAGGAGCUGCAGAGCGGAGGGCAGCAGCAGCUGCAGAGCGGAGGGCAGCAGCAGCUGCAGAGCGGAGGGCAGCAGCAGCUGCAGAGCGGAGGGCUUCAGCCCGAUCAGAGUGGAGGGCAGCAGCUGCUGCAGAGCGGAGGGCAGCAGCAGCUGCAGAGCGGAGGGCAGCAGCAGCUGCAGAGCGGAGGGCAGCAGCCCAAUCAGAGCGGAGGGCAGCAGCAGCUGCAGAGCGGAGGGCAGCAGGAGCUGCAGAGCGGAGGGCAGCAGCAGCUGCAGAGCGGAGGGCAGCAGGAGCUGCAGAGCGGAGGGCAGCAGCAGCUGCAGAGCGGAGGGCAGCAGCAGCUGCAGAGCGGAGGGCAGUGGCAGCCGCAGAGCGGAGGGCAGCAGCAGCUGCAGAGCGGAGGGCAGCAGCAACUGCUGCAGAGCGGAGGGCAGCAACAGCUGCAGAGCGGAGGGCAGCAGCGGCUGCAGAGCGGAGGGCAGCAGCAACUGCAGAGCGGAGGGCAGCAGCAGCUGCAGAGCGGAGGGCAGCAGGAGCUGCCCGAUUGGCGGCAGCUUGCGAGGCUGUCAGAGGGGGAGAUGGAGAUGGAGUCGAGCAGACAGGUCUUGCCGGCGUGUUCGAGUGGAGAGGAGCACCCAGACCCUAUGCUGACACCCCCGCCCCGCAUCCCGUGCGAAACCUGUUAUCGCACUUUCACGGAGAGAGGAAAGGCCACGCGUCAUAUGUCGGCCUGCAGGGCAGCGGACGCCCAGCGUCGUGCGCAGGCGCUUGGGUUGACCCGCGACGUCACAGACGACUCGGACAGCGAACCUCCGCCACCACGGGAUAUCAGUGAAGAGGUGUGGGCCGCAGUUCCCACAUGGGACUGGGAGUCGUUUUUCGGGAUCGAAUUGGUGCCAGGGAGAAUCAUGCGUCGCAUCCCACAGCGCGCAAGACUGGGGGUGCUUGAUGCACUAGCUUGUAUCCUGAAGCGGCUCCAGUCAAAGGCAGCAGACGAGGCGGCAUCCUUGGUGUUUUUGGCCUUCCCUCGUCUUUUCUUGGGGAUUCCAACCGGGCAAGGCCAGGGGCAGAGGGCGGCAAUUAGGGAGCGGUUGGAGAAGUUUUGGGCUGGGGAGUGGCAGCAGCUGUUUGAGUUGGCGGUGGCGGCGAUGCAACCUGCGGCUCGCCCCUUGUCCUUCACCCCACCCGAGCAUGAUCCUGAUGCAGUGCGCCUGUCCCGCUGCCGUACAAGGUGCAAAGUGGGAGAAUGGAGUCGGGGUUUGGCGUGCCUUACGGCUGGUAGCAUCGCUCAGCCCUCUCAGCACAUGGUGGACGCGCUACGAGCGAAACACCCAUCGUGCGAGUCCGCCAUUCCUGGGUGGGUGCAGGAGGAGACAGUCGAGCCUUCCCUUAUCCCACAGCUCUCAGUGGAGGUACUCGGCCAGGCGAUCCACUCAGCGGCUAGGGCGUCCGCACCAGGACCGUCGGGGUGGGUGACGGAGCACCUGCGCGACACUUUUCUCUCUGAGCCCGCGUACCUGCCCCAUCUGCUAGAGGCCUUCACCCAGUGGACCAAGGGAGAGGUAGCGGAGCGCGUGCGACCCUGGCUCACUGCGUCCAACCUGGUGGGCCUGUCGAAGCCGAAUGGUGACGUUCGUUCGGUGGCUAUAGGCGAGGUGCUCCCCCGCAUACUAUCUCGGGCCAUAUGCAUCGUGCUUCGUCCGAAGAUGAUGUCGCACUUUGCUCCGUGUAACCAGUUUGGAGUCGGGUCCAGGUCGGGAGUGGAAGUCCUCGCACAUGCCUUUCGCUCCGCCAUCUCUACUCACCCGUCGUGGUGCGCGCUGCAAAUUGACGUGGCGAACGCUUUCAACUCCUUCCAUCGGCGGGAAAUCUUUGGCCUCCGAGCGGGGCUCGAGGCAAGGGGCUCGAAGCUUUGGCCUCCGUUUCUGUUCGCGUUCACACAGCAGCUGGUUAUGGAACCAACCAAAACAGAGUUCGCCGACUUACUCUUCCUCAGCUAUGCUGAUGAUACGUAUAUCCUGGGGCCUAGGGAGCGGGUUUUAGCAGCCUAUGAGGCCUUGCGGGAACGAUUGGACGGGCUGGGUUUGGAGGUGCAGCCGCAUAAGUGUAAGCUAUGGGAGCGAGGGAGGAACCAGGAUGGGGAGGAGAGAAAUGAGACCGUCCCGCCCGGCAUGCAGCAGACAUGGACGGGGCUCACUGUGGUAGGGGUCCCCAUUGGGGAGGAGGACUGGGAGGUGGCUAGCCUGCGUCGCCGGCUGACGGAGCUGCAUGCACCUGUCCCUUGGCUUCCUCUGCUUGACCACCCACAGAUUGCGUCCCAUUUGCUGGCGAUCGCAGUGUCAGCGCGCCCGAUUUACCUCACACGGACGAUGCCUCCACGACCUGAGGUUGUGGAGGCUUUUCGGGACUGGGACACGAAGCUGGAAGAUUGUUUCGAGGAGCUGUUUCCAGAUAGUACCUGGGAUCACGAUUCGGGGAAGUCUCAGAUGGCUCGUUUACAGCUGCACCUUCCUGCCAGACUCGGGGGGUUCGGCAUUCGAUCUGCGGCUGACCUUAGUCCUCUGUCGUAUGCAUGUGGCUGGUGCCAAGCAGUGAGCGAUGUGGCUCGGUUGGGGGUGGCAGGUGAGGAGCGGAUGUUUGAGGAGUUUUUCCGCACGCCCGAGGCUACGACCUUGUUGGACCCCUGGUUUGCGAGAGCAGUGGAUCUGCUUCCACAGUCGGUCCGGCAGGAGAUGCCACCCCUUGCCUUGUGCACUGCUGACCCCCCUGUGCUGCUCUUCUCCACACAACACCGUCGCCUAGCGGUUGAGAGCCUUCAAUCUCUUCGAGGCAUGGCCCACAACGAUGCCACCUUGGCCCGUUUGACAUCCCUUCAGGGCCCGGGGGCUGGGGCGUGGGUUUCUGCCGUUCCUUCGCACGAGGAGGCUACCUUCACCGCAGCCGAGUGGAGCAUCUGCGCGUCCAUGCGCUUAGGCCUCCCUAUACAGCAGCUGAUAGUGGCCGGCAAGUGCGCGUGUGGGUUUGAGUUUGCUGAUCCCUCUGACCCGCAUCAUGCCCUUCGCUGCAAGUAUCAGUAUGCACCUUCUCGUGUUCACGAUGCGGUUAAGUUUGUGGUGGCGAAGAUAGCUAAGGGUGCGGGUGGGAUUGUGACCAUGGAAGACGACACGUUGCUCCCAGGGAAGAGGGUUGAUGUGGCGGUUCGGAAACUGAGGGAGGGGGAGGAGCACGCGCUGGAGGUUAGUGUGGUAGACCCUAUCUCGCUAUCCGCGCAGCACCAUGGACAGAUUGGGCGCAAGGUGGGUUUUGCCGCGAGAGAGAGAGAAAAGCGGAAGGCGGCGGACUACAAAUCGCUUCUACAGCGGCAUAGGGGAGUGCAGUUCACACCUCUCAUUGCUGAAACAUGGGGAUGCUUGGGGGGGAGUUUUGGACGGUGGCUUAAGAAGCAGGGUGACGCGCAGAUCGAGAUAGCAAAGACGAAAGGGGCGGCGCGAGCUACGGGAAAGGGUUUCUCGGCUUAUUUGCUCGGUUCACUCAAAGCGGCCGUGGGUGUGGCUUUGCAGCGGGCUCAGGCGCGUGUGAUCUUGUUACGCGCGGCGUCGAUGAUGAGAGGUCCAGAGGCUGUUUGGGUGGAGCGGGAGGAUGUUGAGGAGGAGAUGGGAUGGGAUGCUCCGUGGGCGGAUGCACCCUACUUGGUAGACAUGCGGGUUUAG